CCCAAAUCAUGUACCACAAUACCAGCAAAACAGGCCCUUUGGUGGGUGCGAUAGAUGAGGGAACCUCCAGUGCAAGAUUCAUCCUCUUCAAAGCUGGAACCACCCAAGUGGUAGCUUCCCACCAGAAGGAAUUAUCCCAGAUUUACCCCCAGGAAGGAUGGGUGGAGCAGAACCCCAUGGAGAUUUUGGACGUGGUGAACGAGUGUAUCGAGGCUACGAUUGAUAAAUUGAUCGCUCUGGGGGGCACCGUUAACGAUAUCGUAAGUGUGGGGGUGACGAAUCAAAGGGAGUCAACUAUAGUAUGGGACAAGACAACUGGUGAGCCUCUUUAUAACUCAAUAGUUUGGUUAGACGUUCGGACGUCGACCACCGUCGAUCAACUCCUCGACAAAGUUCCGAACAAAACAAGGAACAAGAAUUAUCUGAAACCGCUGUGUGGUCUCCCCAUGUCGCCCUACUUUAGUGCCGUUAAGCUCAAAUGGCUCCAAGACAACGUACCUAAAGUGAAAAAGGCAAUGACUGCGAAAAAUUGCCUAUUUGGAACUGUGGAUUCGUGGCUGAUUUGGAACCUGACAGGAGGCAAGGAUGGGGGUGUCCAUGUUACUGAUGUCAGUAAUGCUUCAAGGACCAUGCUGAUGAACAUAGACACACUAAAGUGGGAUCCAGUCCUUUUGAAUUUUUUCGAAUUACCAACUUCCGUUUUGCCGGCGAUUAAGUCCAGCUCGGAAGUGUAUGGGAAAAUCAAGGAGGGCGCUUUGCAAAAUAUUCCGAUUUCAGGGUGUCUGGGUGACCAACAGGCUGCUCUCGUGGGGCAACAAUGUCUCGACAGGGGUCAGGCUAAGGCUACUUAUGGCACUGGCUGCUUCCUGCUAUACAACACAGGCAAAGCAAAAGUAGACAGCGCUCAUGGCUUGAUAACCACUGUGGCUUACCAAUUGGGGCCUUCCCGGCCUGCCACUUACGCCCUUGAGGGCUCAGUGGCCGUGGCCGGGGCUGCCCUAAACUGGCUUCGAGACAACUUGACAAUUUUACCAACUUUCGGCGAAGCCCAAAGCUUAGCAGAAAAGGCCGAACUUAUCGAAAGUGGCGAAGUGUAUUUUGUUCCUGCUUUCAGCGGCUUGUAUGCACCCUAUUGGCAACAGGACGCUAGAGGAAUAAUUGUCGGUAUUACGGAAGACACAAACUCUAAUCAUAUCGUGAGGGCCACUUUGGACGCUGUUUGUUUCCAAACGAGGGAUAUUUUAGAGGCAAUGAAUAAAGAUUACGGGGCGCCUCUCUCACAUUUAAAAGUGGAUGGGGGCAUGACGGCCAAUUCUCUUCUGAUGCAGCUCCAAGCCGAUUUAGCAGGAAUACCUGUCAUGAAGUCAAGUGUGGCUGAAAGUACGGCCCUAGGGGCUGCGAUGGUGGCUGGGGCUGCAGUCGGCUGUUGGGACAUUGAGGGGGCACCGUUGGACAUCCCAGCUUAUAAAUGGACCCCCAGAUAUAGUGAGAAUGAAAGAGAUGUGAGGUACGCCAAGUGGAAGAUGGCGAUUGAGAGAUCCACAGGAUGGGAUAUUUAAAGUGUUUUAAUGGUUAUAAUCAGUUUUUGUUGACAUAUUUUUAUAUCUAUUGGAGGGCUGCGUGUUAUGUUACUUUAGAUUUUUCAGAGAUAAGACUUU
Tribolium castaneum (red flour beetle) is the source of this 1658-nucleotide messenger RNA. It is a transcript of the gene Gk1, whose product is annotated as Glycerol kinase 1. Lineage: Eukaryota; Metazoa; Arthropoda; Insecta; Coleoptera; Tenebrionidae. Gene Ontology annotation, cellular component: mitochondrion. Gene Ontology annotation, molecular function: glycerol kinase activity. The record is from RefSeq and is marked validated. Gene Ontology annotation, biological process: phosphorylation; glycerol-3-phosphate biosynthetic process; glycerol metabolic process.